UAACCGGCGCAGCUGGCUGGCUCCGGAAACGAAAGUAGUUUCGUCCCGCGGGCCGCCUCCCGGGCUCUGGCGGCGCCUCGGCGCGCCGCGCUCCCCCGAAUAGACCCUUCUCCCGCCAUUUUCCGCCGGCUCGUGGCAGGCCCCGCGCCCCGUGGGUGAGGCCUGCUGCCGCCGGGCCUGCAGGCGUCGGGCUCGCGCCCCCGGAGAAGGCGGCCGGCAUGGACUGCGGGAACGGGGCUCGCGCCCGGCAACACGUGUUCCUGCUGCCAGAAUAUUUAAAAGAUGCUUCAAAGAAGAUGAAAAGUGGACUUAUAUUUGUAAAAUUGGUGAACCCGUGUUCAGGGGAAGGAACCAUUUACUUGUUCAAUAUGUGUCAACAGCAGCUGUUUGAAAUAAAAGUUUUCAAGGAAAAACACCAUUCUUGGUUUAUAAAUCAAUCAGUCCAGUCAGGAGGUCUUCUCCACUUUGCCACACCCAUGGACCCUCUAUUUCUGCUUCUCCACUACCUCAGAAAGACUGGUAAAGAGGGAAAAUUCCAGCCCCUAAAUCAAGUUGUGGUGGAUGACAUGUUUCCAAAUUGCAUCCUGUUGCUGAAACUUCCUGAUCUUGAGAAGUUACUUCGACAUGUGACAGAGGAGAAAGAAAUAGACAAAAAGAAAUAUUACAAGUACAGCAAAGAGAAGACAAUAAAGUGGCUGGAAAAAAAGGUUCAUCAGACCGUGUCAGCCUUAAAAACCAAUAACAUAAAUGUCAGUGCCCGGGUACAGGCAAAUGCAUUUUUCUCUGGGGACCAGGUUUCCAGUGACAAGGAAGAGGAUUAUAUUCGUUAUGCUCAUGGCCUGAUAUCUGAUUACAUCCCUAAAGAAUUAAGUGAUGACUUAGCGAAAUAUUUAAAGCUUCCAGAAACUUCAGCAUCGUUGCCAAACCCUCCAUCAAAGGUGGCAGCACAAAGACAGAAAAGGGGCAAGUGACAGAGUGACAGCAAGUCCAACGCAAAGCCGGGCUGCUUCUUCUAUAACUUAAGACACUCAAGGGGCUAAGAUUUUUUCUUCUGCACCUUCUAGAAAUUCUGCUUAUGCCAAAAGGUGUGCUUUAAGGAAGUAACCAGUAAAGAUUUACUUCUUUGAUUAACACCACUAGUGCAUGUGGGUAAUGAAUGGCCUUUUGUCCUUGAGGCCACUCUGUCAUGGAACUUGAAUGCACCCCCAGAAUGCCCAGAGUGUGAGAACUCAAGCCAUGUCACCCCUCGGCCCUGGCCUAUCUCCCAUGGUACAGUAUCAUGGUUCUCAUUUCAAAACAGUGGGAGAGGAAGGUACAUGAUGAAAUGGGGGUCGUUUCUGAAACCUGACCCUGUUGGCUUGUGUCCCCUCCUGGGGCUAGAUGAGCGUGGGGUAGGUCUGUGUGCUGACUAUCAAAACUUGAUUCCACAGUAAAAACUUUGACGAGCCAACUUCCUACCCUGACUUAAAAGAAAAAAAAGAAAGCCUGACUUUUCUUUACUCCUUAUCAGUUUGGCAGCUACUAAUUUAAAAUGAUACCUGGACAUGUAUGUUUUAUAAUCUGCUGGAGGUAUAAACACUGAUUCAUUUUU
Molecule: messenger RNA, 1591 nt
Organism: Neogale vison (American mink)
Lineage: Eukaryota; Metazoa; Chordata; Mammalia; Carnivora; Mustelidae
Gene: RNASEH2B
Product: ribonuclease H2 subunit B
Exons: 10
Coding region: 219-971 (250 amino acids)
Biological process (GO): RNA catabolic process; ribonucleotide metabolic process
Cellular component (GO): ribonuclease H2 complex; nucleoplasm
Source: RefSeq, a predicted model, not a curated record